AUGCCAAUCAUUCACAAAUUCUUCCAGUUGGCGGAAAAAGAGAAAACAUUUACAAACUUGUUUUGUGAGACCAGCAUAAUCUUCAUACCAAAAAUUGACAAGGAUAUUACCAGAAAGGAAGAUUACAGGAAAGAAGAGACUCUUCUUCUGGCCAAGAUAAAAGACACACAAGCCACUCAAGAAACAUCGACAGCUCUGCAGAGUCAAGGUCCUGAGCAGGAAGAUAAAAUGGAGAAAGACACCUCAAGAGAAACUACAUAUGGCAACCUCUCAAGGGUACACCACUCUUCAGUACGUUUCCCAAGUACUGAAAAUUCCUAUAGCACAGCACAGCCAUUGUCACUGUCAUCAACCAGUGAAACACCUCUCUGUUGCUAUCUGUCUAACUUUGAGAUUAGUGGAAUGGCUAUAUUAAGGGGAUCAAAGUCUUCUAAAUCAGUUACAGGGGACCAAUCAGAAAGCACCUUGGAAAAAGUCAGUAGCUUCACAGCUCCAAAGAAAAAGACUCUGCUCAUCCCUCCUCCGGAGCCAGCUGUGAUAGGGGAAGGGGAGGAUUAUUUCCUAUCUUUGUUUGGUGAUUCAAAGAAACCUAUUGCACACUCAUUCAAUAUCAAGAAGAUUUGGAAGCACUUUUCUAUGAUUCUUGAAGAAGUGGGCUCAUCUAGAUCCAGUGCUUUUGGAGACAUUAAAAUAGCAGAAGUGAAUGAUUUAUUUGUGAAGCUCAUUAACUCUUCACUUAACAAAGAACUGGAGAUUGGAAAUCACAUUCUCCAGCAAAAUAUGAAUGGAAAACCAGACUCUCUGUACCAUUUCCCUCCCAAUAUCACAAUUCAUGCCAAUUCCACAGUAACAGUCUGGACAGCAGCAUCUGACAGAAAGCACCAGCCACCAUCAGAUUUUCUUUGGAAGGAAAAAGAAAAGUUUACAACAAGCCCAAAUUGUACAACCGUCCUGUGCAAACCUAAUGGUGAGGCCAUUGCCUGGUGCACUCCUAUUCACUGGAAGCAAGCAUGGGAGAAAUUAGAGACUGACAUUGAAUUUCAGAGAAGCUCAGUAGUAAAUGCAACCCCUCAAAAGCACAUGUUUCAUUGGCCAAAAGCUACAACUACAGCUAAAGAAAAACUUAAUCAACCUGAUACUGAGAUCUCAAACUACCAGAUGGAAGUAGUUCCAGUUUUUCUUAGGAGAGAAAAAGAAAUCCCACCAACUCUUUUCAUGAAUCGCAGCCCUUGGUGCCACAGUCCCGAUAACCCUGCACAUCCCCACUGUCCUCUGAUUGAACCUCACAAUCCCAGCAUGGAUGGAAGCCGUUUAAAUAGUCUUUCCAGGCCUCAGUCAGCCAUACCUAAUCCUAAUGAAGCCCUGAGAGAGUCACAGGGGGUUCAUCAGAAGCUCCCACAAGUUAAGGAUUGA
This is a messenger RNA of Myotis daubentonii (Daubenton's bat), 1413 nucleotides long. RefSeq names its product lamin tail domain containing 1 (gene LMNTD1). The coding region runs from base 1 to 1413 and encodes 470 amino acids. The transcript has 9 exons. Lineage: Eukaryota; Metazoa; Chordata; Mammalia; Chiroptera; Vespertilionidae. The record is from RefSeq and is a predicted model, not a curated record. Gene Ontology annotation, cellular component: nuclear envelope; cytoplasm.